AUGCCAGCAAUCACCGCCGAGUGGGCGAUCCAACUGCCGCAAGAAUUCGACGGACCUGUCGGCCCCACCGGCGCCAAGCUCCCCACCCAUUCGACUGCAACCUUCCCCGCUCGAUCGGCAGGACUGUCUGAUGUCGCAGAUGCGAUCGAUGAAGCCAGACAAGCCCUUAAUGCCAUAACGACGCAGUGGAAAGACUUGAUUGGCAAAGAAGAAGAAAAGCUAAAAGUGCAACGAACAGCCUCCGCAGCAGGAGCUUCCGCCUUAGUAAAGGCGAGCGGAGACGCCUCUGACGAAGAGGAGGAGGCGGGUGAACAAGAGGAAACCGAUGCUUGA
Molecule: messenger RNA, 333 nt
Organism: Tilletiaria anomala UBC 951
Lineage: Eukaryota; Fungi; Basidiomycota; Exobasidiomycetes; Georgefischeriales; Tilletiariaceae
Exons: 1
Coding region: 1-333 (110 amino acids)
Source: RefSeq, a predicted model, not a curated record